CAAUCUUCCGUACUCCAUGUCACCACCUUCAAUAGGCUACUAAUAUUAGACAAUGGUAAGUAGAUUGGGAUAAAAAAGCGAUGGCCUGAGGUUUUAUCACUUUCCAUCCACUCGGAUCAACUUCGAGAAUUGCUACACAUUGUCAGUUCAGACAAUUCUGAAAUCCUAGCCGAGUCAGGUAAAGUCCAGCAAGUGCUGGAGUUCCAUCACGAGAGAAAGUUCGCAGUAUGAUAUUCCAAGUUGAUGGGAAGAAGACAAGCACUGAUUUUAUUAUUUUAGGAAUUUUCCUAUAUUCGCUUGGAGGAAUACGAAGAAAUAUUGAAGAGCAGGGUAAUAUUAGACCCAGAUCGACUUACAUCGCCCUCAGCACUGUAAUCGCAGAGAUGUGGUACCAUCCACGAGGCGCCGUUUGAAGUCAUUCUUUGGCGCUGUCCCGUACAACACCAAGCGCCAGAAUUACGAGCUCCGGUCCAGCCGGGACGGGAUCGUAACCAUGCCUUAUAUGACAGCAGUAUCCGCGGGACUAU
Suillus paluster is the source of this 527-nucleotide messenger RNA. RefSeq lists its product as uncharacterized. The transcript is spliced from 3 exons. The coding region runs from base 228 to 413 and encodes 61 amino acids. Lineage: Eukaryota; Fungi; Basidiomycota; Agaricomycetes; Boletales; Suillaceae. The record is from RefSeq and is a predicted model, not a curated record.